CCGCCCUCCUCCGAUUGGACUCCGAGGCCUGGUGGUGGCGAGGGGGCGGUUUUCCGCGGCUCGGCGCCGGGAGCUCCGUCACGUAGGUUGCGCACGCUCACGCCGCAGGGACGGCCCAGACCCCGCGCAGGCUGCUGCGCCCUCUUCAGACGUCUGGACACCGAAGCGGGGGCCGAGAUGAUGCGGGUCGGGCGCCCUAUUUGGAGCUGACCAGAAGCCAGAGAGGCUGAGAAGAACCUGACGGAGGCCGGGCCGAGCACGAAGGCCUUCCCGCCCAUCGGGUUGCUGGGUUCCCGCCGCCGUCCAAUUUCAGGCGGUCAGGGUCACGCCAGUCGCUGGAAGCCCUGAACUCUGUGUCCCCCCCCCAAGUCCCAGGCCCCCUACAGGAAUGUUCAAAAAUGAGUAUCAGGGAGGUGCAUUUGUUGAAAUCUUUAGUGCACAGGGCAAAAAUCCUGGAGCUAAAUGGAAGAUCCUUGGCAGUCCAUCUGUGAUUUGGAAAGAAUUUGAUAAAGAAGUUAAAAGUUUUGUGUUUGUUCUGGAAGGCAGCAGCCAAACAAACAGAAUUCAAUUACCAAAGGAGAAUAAACAAAUCCUUGGACUGAUCCAGAGGUUUCUUGUGCUUCAGAUUUAUGUACCCCUGGGACAGGACUUCUCUACGGAAUUGCUAAUUACUGAUUUAGGGAACAUCAAAAGAAGAUUGUAUUUAUCGACAGUCCACAAGGAACUGUCCUCCACUCCUCUUCAUGCAAAAAUCCCACUCUUCAUGAUCAAGCGCAAAAUUUGGUGCAAUCUGUGCAUUGACUUGGUAGCAUUCACCAGUGAAAUAUUCAAGGGAGCAGUCUUCCAGUCAUUGGAUGGAAUUAUUGUCUCAGCCAACUGUAAGCUGCGGAAGAUCUUCACUUUAAAAUCCAAGCCUCAAGACACAGCUGAUAAAGAUGCUGUAUAUGGUGCCCCGUUUCCGACAGAUGAACCUACUGACAUUAUUCCCCGAAGCUGCCAGCUAACACGAGAUGUUCCCCAUGUCACACAGCUGCUGAAUAUGACCAAACUCCGCCAAACGGAAAUGAAAUUUGGAGGUCAUCCUCUGAGUUCAGCAGAGACAGAUUCGUUAAUCCACAGAGGAACGGGUAGCUUGCGGAACAGCAGAAAUCAAGAUAUUUGUCAUAUUGCCUUUGGAUCCAGAGUUCUUGGACCACCUCCACUGUCUGGCAGAAGGAAUAACGUGAGGGUAUCCAGUGAGACGGUAAGAUCUGUUGGACCCAAAAGUCACCGAUCAUACCAGCGGUCCACUGUUGAUAAAUGUGUUACCAAUUCAGAGAAGUCACCCUUGCUGAUACCUGACUGUGUGGAGCAAGGAGAUAAAGAAAAUAUUUGCCAAAUAAGGCAUCCUGUGCCUCUUCAUGCCAGUCUACCCAUUAUGCACCCACAUCCCCCUCAAGAACCAUCAGCAGAUAAGAAUAAUAACAGAAGAAGAUUCCGGUUAAAAGGCACCAGCAGAGAAAGGACAGACACACCCAGCGGGAUUUCUUCAGGAAACCACAAGAAUGAAGAAGAUGAAGCAACAACCGUCCUGGCUGCUGUGGCCCAGGAAGACACAGAGGUGGUGAACUCCAGCACUCCAGGGCCCCAGUCUUCUGAUCAAGCAGAUGAGUGGAUAUUUCCUGAAUGUGAUAAUCUCGUUCCCCAUUUGACGUCCAGCAAACAGUCCCCACUUCUGUAUGAUGACUCCUGCAACACAUCACACCUGUGGCUGCAAGCCAGCAAUGAAAGUGAUCAUGACCGAGAGGUAGAGGGAACCCAGAUCAUUCAAGAAGACAUUUUUACCUUCUCAUCAAGACCACGGUCAGCACCUCAUGGAAAGACUCCAGAUAUGUCCCCAGAGGGGGGCCCAUUUAUUUUGGAUCCAAAAGAGGACAACAGUGUGACAAGCAGAGACACCCGAUUGGAGGAUGAUUUUUAUAGCAUGGACAGCAGCGAAGAGGGUUACAACAGUCUCCAGGGUUCUCCAGGCUCCACAACUAGUCCUUCAGGAUUAACUCAGUUAACAUUAGAGAACACGCUGGGCAGCUCUGCAGGGUGGACAAGGAGAGGAUGUCCAGAAGCAUUGGGAAGCCAGGAUUCCUUGGCAAAGCAAGAAGAUAGAAAUGACCUGCAAAGGAGUCUGUUGCCCGCACCUUGUCUUUCUCCCCCUAGAGGAAGCUGUGGAUCUUCUCAGAAAACUCCAGACCCCCUUAUCAAAGCAGAGGCUCUACCAGCCCGUCAAGUGCCAACUUCACUAAACAAAACCUCCCUGAAGGAAAUCACAGCUGAAAAGUUGAAACCAAUCCCUGAAGUGUCUGAAUAUGACUGGAGAAAUUAUCAGCCCAGCCAGAUGAGUGAAUCCGAGUUGCAGAUGCUGGCAAGCCUACGGCGGCAACAGAAUGAAGAGCUGGAGGAUGCUGGUGCUUCCCAUGGCCUGAGUGCAUCCCAGGUUGACAACUGUAAUGUCAGCAUAAGCACCAGCAGUGAUGACACAACCACCUGGAACUCCUGCCUGCCACCACCUGUCAACCAGGGUCGUCACUAUCAGAAAGAAAUGAAUCCGCCUUCUCCUUCUAACCCCAGGUUUGGCUGAAGCCAACUAUCUCACCUGGUUCUAGCCAAUGAAUUAGGAACAAAAUGGCCAGUAUUAUUAUGUGGCUGGAUUAAGUAAAACUGGUAUGAAACUCUCCAAAUAUUCUUUUCCUCUGACGCUGGGACAAGAAACAUUCAGGAUGGUCGUGAUUCUGCCAUCCUGGUCACUGAAGGUCAGUGAUUAAUCGAGUCCCCUGCUGAUCUGUUACGGACACUUACCAUGAACAAAAAAUGAACUUUUGUUGUUUUUGAGCACUGAGAUUUCAGGGGUUAUUUGUUAACAAGCAUAGCCCAUGCUUUUUCAUACUGACAUAGUUACUUACUGUGGUACCAAAUAUGUUCUGUCACUGAAAGUAUAGCAUUGCAUCUAUUUUCAUACUUAAGGUUAGAAAUUGCUUAGAACUUUGAGCUCAGUAUACAGUUUGUUGGCAUAAAUACAUGGUUUGUACUGAUCAACAGCCAAUGUUUAGUAAUAUGAUGAAUCUAAAUUAUUUUAGUUAACAAACAAUCCAAUGCUUUCAUAUGGGGCAUCUCAAAAAGUUCAUGGAAAAGUAAAAUUAAAAGGUAAGUUGAUUUUGGUACAAAAUGUUUUGAGAUCCAUAUAUUUUUUUCAUGAUGUUCAUUCUCUAAGAACUCUUUGAAAACCUCUUUUAUGUUUUAUGAAUGAUAAUUUGGUCACUCAUGUAUUACUCAUGGAAUGUUAAGAUUACAUUAGCUAGCUAGCUAUGUACAGCUAGCUAUCCCCUGUCCUUUGUCUGUGGCCAACAUUGCUGAUGGAUCACAGUCCUUUUGCCUACAUAGGACCAAUCUAAAUUUAGUCCUUCUUGGUAAUAUAAUCCAUGCAAUAUUCCCUAUCACAAUUACCAUGUGAUUUUGUUAUGGUUAGAUAAUAAUCUGAAUGUCCCCGAUAGGCCCAUGAAUUGAAGGCUUGGUCCCCAAAGUCUUAUGUUCAUCAUUGAUGAAUUAAUGUUCACAGCCAAUGGUUUGAAGAUAGAGAGUUGAUAUAGUAGGUGUGUAGGAGGUGGACCCCAAUGGAAGGUCUUCAGGUCACUGGGGACAUAUCCUCAGAAGCUAGUUCUUGUUAGAGAGUUGAUUAUUAAGGCCAGGUUGGGCCUAGCUUGCGUCGCUCGCUCGCUCACUCACUCGCUCUCCUUUGCUUUCUCUGUUCACUGUGUGACCAUCCCUCCACCAUUCUCAUAACCUAACCAGAUGCUUAAACCAGAGGGCCACUUCAUCUUGGACUGUGAACCUCCAAAACUGGGAGCCAAAACAAACCUUCUUCCUUUUCUAAGUAGCUCUUUUCAGGAUACCUUUCAGGUACUUUAGUUAUAGUGCUUUUGAAAAGCUGACCAAUACAGAUUUAUAUGCUAUUUGUAUUCUUUGAGCUAGAAUUUCCAUUAUUUAUUUAAUGAACCAGGUUUUCAAAUGAAAUCUAUUCCUAGACCUACAUGACAAUCCCUAGUCUUGGAGUUAACAUUUUACUUACAUCUACUCUAAAAGUCAUCUGCCCUCUGCAGCACCAACAAGAAACUUGGUCUGCUCCUCCCUCACCCUGUCUACCUCAGUUUUUCCCAUUCCCUGUGAUCAAAAUCUUACAACAUUAAGUGACAAGCAUGAUAUAUUAUUAAGUUAAUUAAUAUGAUUUCUGCCUCUAGCAAUGGCAGACUUGGUUGUUUCACACUAACUUUCCCUCUGAGAACAACCAGAAAAGCUAAACAAAAUGUGAAAAUCAUCUGAGUGAUGUCUUUGGAGAGCUUCCAAAGCAAUGAAGAUUUAUGGGGCCUCCAUCAAGGAGAGGCAGCCAGGCACACUGUGCCACUUCUUUCAAGAGAAAAGCCAGUUUGAGAGCACAGCUGAGGGACUGAGCUGCUGAUCACAGCCUUCAGUGCCUUAUGAGCUUGGCAGACAAAAAUUGGAAGUAAGGCCGAUGAAAUGGGGCCAUUGUAAGUUCCAAAAUACUACACCUUGAGUAAAAGAGCAAACCAGAAAUAGACUGGCUCUCUGGAGGAUUAAAGACACAUUUUUUUAAUUUUUAUAUUUAAUUUGCACUUAUUUAAAAGAAAAACAGAAAGAGGUCUUCAGUUUGCUGGAUCACUCUCCAAAUUAUCAUCCCAGCCAGUGUAGACUAGGCCUCAGCCAGGAGCCCAGAACUCAAUCUGGGUUUCUCAUGUGUCACCAGGUUCUUGAGUCAUCACCUGCUGCAUCCCAUGAUGCACAUUAGCAGGAAGCUAGAAUCAGAAGCUCAGCUCAGACUCCACCCAGGCACAGUAAUAUGGGGUGGGGUGGGGGUGUCCCAACUGGCGUCUUAAUUGCUGCACCAAACUCCCAUCCUUGAAUUCACAUCUUUAAAAAAAAUGAUGUAUUUACUUAUUUUGAAAGUCAGAAUUAGAGAGAGGAAGAGAGAGAUUUUCCAUCGGCUGGUUCACUUCCUAGAUGGCUGCCAGUCAGCUCUGGGCCAGGCAGAAGCCAAGAAUUUCUUCCAGGUCUCGCACAUGGGUAACUUGAGCUAUCCUCCACUGCUUUUUCCAGGCCAUUAGCAGGGAGCUGGAUGGGGAGUAGAGCAAUCACUAGACCUAGCAACAAACUAGACCUGUAUGGAAUGCCAGCCUUGCAGGUGGCAGCUUCACUUGCUAUGCCACAGCCCCGGCCCCUGAAGACACAUCUUGAGACACAUCUUGCUUAGAUUAGGACACUCUUACCCGACCCACAUGGCCUGCUGGAAGCAAAGAAAUCCCACGUGGAGGAGAAUAAGCCACUUAUGUAAUUUUUAAUUUUCUAGCAGCCACCUUUAAAAAGUGAAGCACUAAUGGGGCCGGCACUGUGGCACAGCGGGUUAACGCCCCCUCCUGAAGCGCCAGCAUCCCAUAUGGGUGCCGGUUCGAGACCUGGCUGCUCCACUUCCCAUCCAGCUCUCUGCCAUGGCCUGGGAAAGCAGUAGAAGAUGGCCCAAGUCCUUGGGCCCCUGCACCCACAUUGGAGACCGGGAAGAAGCUCCUGGCUCCUGGCUUCAGAUUGGCACAGCUCUGGCGGUUGCGGCCAGUUGGAGAGUGAACCAUCGGAUGGAAGACCUCUCUCUCUCUCUCCCUCUCCUCCUGAUCCAAAGCCAGGAGCCAGGUGCCUCUCCUGGUCUCCCAUGGGGUGCAGGGCCCAAGCACUUGGGCCAUCCUCCACUGCACUCCCUGGCCACAGCAGAGAGCUGGCCUGGAAGAGGGGCAACCGGGACAGAAUCCGGCGCCCCGACUGGGACUAGAACCCGGUGUGCCGGCGCCGCUAAGUGGAUGAUUAGCCUAUUGAGCCGCGGCACCGGUGAUAAAAUUAGUCUUAAUAAUUUAUUUUAUUUUACCCGUAAUAGCAUCAUGUAAUAGUAGCAUGCAGUUGUUGAAAGAAAAAGCUCUUCCUCUACCAAGUUAGGUUUGAGUGAUCAGGGUCUGCAGCUUAAUUGAAUAGGUUAACAGAAGAGAUGGUUUAUUACACAUGCAUGUAAGGGCAUUUUUAAGGAGUGGUUCUCCUGUCAGCCAGAGUAAGGGUUGAUACAUCGGCUUAAUAAGGGGAUGGAGGUGGGAGUAGGGCUUCAGUGGGAAAGGAUGGAAGCCUCUGGUAAGGAUUGUUUACCCAGUUUCUUGGAAUGUAUGGGUGCUAAAGCUGCCUCUAGUUGCCUCCCUAACUGAGAACUUGUUGGGGGGAGGGGUAAGUAGACAGGGAAAUGCUGAGGGGACAGUGGCUAACUCUCAGAAGAUGCUGCUUUAGGCAAGAUAUAGGAAAUUCAGAUAAGGUUUUUCUCUGCAUCUGUUAUCUGUCUACAUGCUUUCAAUUUAAAAUAGUCUGCUGUUUUAGUGCUUUGUUGGUCCUUUCAUAACAACAUAAAAUAUUGUUAAUGAGAUAUUUAACAUUCUUUCUUUCAUAUUAAGUCCUUUGAAUCCAGGGUAUGUUCUAAACUCGCAGCCCAUCUCAAUUCAGACUACCCCCAUUUCAAGUGCUCAGUAGCUCCUGUGGCUAGUGACUUACCAUAUUGGACAAUGCAGUUCUAGAAGAUAACAUUGAAGAAUAGCUUCAUGACCUUGGGGUAGGAACAGAUUUCUGAAACAGGUCUAAAAUAUCACUAACCAUAAAGGAAAGUAGUAGUAAAUUGAACUGUUAAAGUAGAAACUAUUAAAGGAAACCACUAAGAAGGUAAAAAAGGCACAACACAGAUUGGAAGGAGAAAUUUGCAACACAAGAAAGGCUCAUCCAGAAUAUAUAAGAAACAACAAACCAGUGAGAAAAAGGAGGCAUCCCAAAAGAGAGUAAAAAUUGCCAAGAGACUUGAACAGGUAUUUCACAAAAUAUCCAAAUGGCCAAAUGGUCAGUAAAUAUAUGGAAAUAUAAUGGUACUUCGAAAAGUUUGAGGAGAAAAAAUGGAAUUAAAAGAUAAGUUUAUUUUAGUAUAAAUUUAUUUUAAAUCUAUGCAGUUAUAAUAUAUACCUUCCCAGUAGAAAGAGCAGGGCCAUCAAAGAAGGAGGUACCUUUCUCUGAAGGGAGGAGAGAACUUCCACUUUGACUAUGACCUUGUCUGAAUAAGAUCUAAGUCAGUGAACUCAAAAGGCUUCCAUAGCCUUGGCAACUCAUGACUAGAGCCUAGGGAGAUUACUGACGCCAGAAACAAGAAUGUCAAAUUGUUAAGUCAACAACAGGAGUCACUGUGCACUUACUCUUCAUGUAGGAUCUCUGUCCUUAAUGUGUUGUCCAAUGUGAAUUAAUGCUAUAACUAUUACUGAAACAGUAUUUUACACUUUAUGUUCUUUGUGGGUGCAAACUGAUGAAAUCUUUACUUAAUAUAUACUAAAUUGGUCUUCUGUAUACAAAGAUAAUUGAAAAUGAAUCUUGAUGUGAAAGGAAUGGGAG
This is a messenger RNA of Oryctolagus cuniculus (rabbit), 7494 nucleotides long. Lineage: Eukaryota; Metazoa; Chordata; Mammalia; Lagomorpha; Leporidae. The record is from RefSeq and is a predicted model, not a curated record.